AUGCAGUAUUUCGAGGAUAUUAUGGAGUUGAUUGAAGACAUACCUGAGGAGAUUUGCAAGAGAUUUGAGCUCAUGCGAAAGUGGGAUAGCGAUGUGGAGAGGCUUCAGUUGGAGUGUAGAUAUGCAGUGAAACGAAUAUUGGAGCUUACGGAAACUUCUGAAACCAUGAGAGAAAAGAUAUUGAUGGAACUGGCAGAUGUUAACGAUUCGUCAUACCUGUGCAAGAUCGAACUAGAGGUUGAUAAUCCAGGUUGUACUGAUGCGAUCGAAAGAAACUUCUGUCGCAUGUUAGGACUAAGGCCCACUUCAUCACAUUUGGCCAAAUGUAAUGUGGAGUUUGAGCCAUUAGAUGAUGUAGAAUCAACGUCAUCCUUUCAAGAAGAGGACAUUUUUGGAGGAUGUUCUCCUUCAGAUUCUAGAGAUGGUGCAUUUCCAAACAUGUCCAAUGGUACAGCUGAUAUGGAAAGCCUUGAGAGUUUUUCUCAGAGGUCGGUGUCAUAUGGCAACCCUCCAAGUUCUCUUGCUUCUGCUCCAAAAUUCAAAGUAUGUUUGGCACCUGAUGUCGUAUGUCAAGUAUCUUUUCGUACUAAAGUGGUUGAGAGUGGUUUUUUGUUUUGA
Molecule: messenger RNA, 618 nt
Organism: Angiostrongylus costaricensis
Lineage: Eukaryota; Metazoa; Nematoda; Chromadorea; Rhabditida; Metastrongylidae
Source: the annotation of a GenBank genome assembly